Asparagus officinalis (garden asparagus) is the source of this 1215-nucleotide messenger RNA. Its product is annotated as methylsterol monooxygenase 2-2-like. NCBI's taxonomy places the organism in Eukaryota, Viridiplantae, Streptophyta, Magnoliopsida, Asparagales, Asparagaceae. The record is from RefSeq and is a predicted model, not a curated record. Gene Ontology annotation, biological process: 4-alpha-methyl-delta7-sterol oxidation; sterol biosynthetic process. Gene Ontology annotation, molecular function: iron ion binding; C-4 methylsterol oxidase activity. The transcript has 7 exons. The coding region runs from base 144 to 941 and encodes 265 amino acids.
CAUUUGUCUCCAUUUGUAUAAAAUCCGCGUUCGCUGUUCCCAAAGAUUCGUUCUUUUUUCUCCCCCCUCUCUCCCUCUCCCUCUCCCUCUCGGAGGAGACCCCUCUCUCGUUUGAGAAGAGAUCGGGAUCUCCCGAUCGCGUCAUGGCGUCCCUUCUCGAAUCGGGCUGGCAGUACCUGACUACAAAUUUUAGUGAUUUUCAAUUGGCUACCUUUGGCACAUUCAUAAUACAUGAGAGUGUCUUUUUCCUGUCUGGAAUCCCGUCUAUCUUCCUUGAAAGAUCUGGGCUUUUCAGCGAAUACAAAAUUCAGAAAAAAGUCAACACCCCAGCUGCUCAAUGGAGAUGCAUCGUGAAACUUGUCCUGUACCAUGUUUUUGUGAACUUGCCGAUUAUGGUACUUUCAUAUCCAGCAUUCAGAUACAUGGGCCUGAAGAGCAGUCUUCCACUGCCACCCUGGCCUGUUGUCUUAUCACAAGUUAUUUUCUACUUCAUUUUGGAAGACUUUGUGUUCUACUGGGGACACAGGAUGCUACACACAAAAUGGUUGUACCAGCAUGUCCACAGCGUUCAUCAUGAAUAUGCUACCCCAUUUGGUUUGACUUCUGAGUAUGCUCAUCCUGCUGAGAUAUUGAUGCUUGGAUUUGGUACCGUGCUUGGUCCUGCCCUGACUGGUCCUCAUCUAUUCACUCUUUGGUUAUGGAUGUCACUGAGAGUCAUAGAGACAGUGGAGGCUCAUUCUGGCUAUGAUUUUCCAUGGAGCCCUUCAAAGUUUCUGCCGUUGUAUGGAGGUGCUGAAUUUCAUGAUUUUCAUCAUCGUGUGCUUUACACCCAGUCUGGAAAUUACUCAUCAACUUUUACUUACAUGGAUUGGUUAUUCGGCACCGAUAGAGAUUACUGGAAGCAGAAGGCCCUGGAGGGCAAGAAUGGCAAAGAUUUCUGAGGAGCAUAGCAUCUCGAAAGAGUCUUUGUAUGUCCUCAUAAAUGUGUUCAGGUUAUAUAAUACUAAGGGAUGUAUAAUUCCUAGAAUCAUAUUAUGGGCUUAACAUGUGUUGUCCGGCUUGUGUAAGCUUUCUCGUGGACUUUAUAAAGGGACAGGGAGGCUAUAUUUAUGCUCUGCCCAAUUAUGUGUGAGAAUUGAGAAGGCUGAUGAUGUACUCUCGUACCUUGCUUAAUUUCGAAUAAGAGAUAUAAUGUGAUUGCAAGGGUGUGUGAUU